CGUCACUUCCUCUCCAAUGUGUCCACAGUGGUACGUGGUUAAAACCAGCAAACUCGGACGCCACGUAUACAUUAUUCAUUUUCUUUUUAAGAAAAGUCUCGUCAGAUCGUGAAUUCUUACGUGUGUCUUAGUUAUUCAAGUUGACUAAGGAAACUGCAUAUUUAGCUUUGAAACAAACAAGGGGUGUGGACAGAAGUUUCCAAUUUCAUCUGCAGAAGUUGAGCGCAAAGUGAACUUCAACAAGUAAACAUGAGUGAACCGGACCAGCAACAGGAUGAGAUGCCUGCAUACCUGAAGGAUGAGCCUCCAGCAGAUACCAGUAAAGACCAUCCCCAGCCCCAGCCUGGCAUGUUCUCCAGAGUGGCUGGCGGUCUGUUCAGUGUCACAAAGGGGGCUGUUGGGGCCACGGUGGGUGGAGUUGCCUGGGUUGGAGGAAAGAGCUUCAAUCUCACGAAAACCGCUGUUACUUCGGUUGUCUCUGUGCCAGCGAUGGGGGUGGGGCUUGUGAAGGGCAGUGUGUCAGCUGUGGCGGGUGGCGUGACUGCCGUCGGCUCUGCCGUUGCCAGUAAAGUUCCCAUUGGCAGAGGCAAGAAGAAGGACAAGUCAGAUUGAAUCAUGUGGCUCGGAGGUACUUUCGUCAGAGGCUUCUGCAUUGUGUCUUCUUCUUUGACUCCUAAGUGAGUCAUAUUGGAGUUCAUGUUCCAUGUUAUGAGCAUAUUUGGACCAUAUCCAUCUGUCUGACCAGACCAAUGAGAUGACAUUCAUGAGGUGGGGGUUCUUGCUCAACACAAGAACCUCUGUGUGUUCUUGUAGGAAUAGGACAUUAAGUGGGCAUUGUAUUCAGAGUUAUGCCCAAACUGUUUAUGUCUGAAUUAUUACAUUUCUGACCAGAUAUGGGUGUGUGCACGAAUUCUAGAGUAAAUGUUCCGUUUCUUUUUUACUGAGCACACAAAGGCACACCAUUUCAGGCUUUGUAUCUAUAACUGUAGACACAAAUAAUUCACAUACAGUUUACACACACCUUACAGUUGAAUUGCUGCAAGCCAAUUGGUGGAUUAAGAUGAUCAAUCAAGUGUCCCUCAAGGUGCUGUGGGGGAAAAUCACAGACUAUGGGGUGCUGUUGGAGUGCUCUAUCUAUCUGAUUGAAAGUUUGUGAGAUUACUUACUUUGCCUCUGGGGUCCACACUGAUCCACACUGCCCUCUCUCAUCCAGUGAAAGCGCUGUGUCAACUGCAAAACACAGAGAACCCACAGGUCCAUACCUGCAUAUUCUGGGUUUUUGUAUCUGGGAUUUUUUCUACUUUGAUAUAGAACAACCCUGCUGGAAAAGACACUUUGAACCUACCUAAGAUGGUUUGCUGGUCUUAGCUGGUUUAUGGUCUCCCAGCUUGGCUUGUUCAGCUGGGCUGUAAAGUUCCUAAAGCCCAUCUAAGACCAGCAAACCAGUUUAGGCUGGUUUAAGAUGUUUUUGUUGGCUGGUUUAGGAUGUGCUCCACUAUUAGAAUUGUGGGCCAUAAAUCUGAAUGCUGUUAGUACUAAGGCGUUUUAGGGAAAGGUGUGUGUGAAUGUGAUUGACAAUCUUCAUCAAAAAGUCUGUUUUGAUGACUACAACUACAGCUGUAUUCAAUUAUCCCAUGACAUUAACUGUAGUUUUCUCUCUUCUGUGUUAUUCCAUUGUGUUUUUUCACUUUCCUUCUUGUUUCUUGGUUUUGCUGUUUUAUUUCUAUAAUGUGAAUAUUUUAAGGGCCAACAAGGAACCACAUAAAGUGGCAAAGCACAACAGUGUUUGCUUCAAGUAUUUGUCUUUUUCCAUUACCAAAGAAUACAGAUUGAAAAAAAAAGUUCAGUGUAUUUGAUUUUUUUUUUUGUUGUUGUGUGUGUGUGUGUGUGGUUAAUGGUAUAAUGUUGUGUUGAUACACAAUAUACUUUAUAGUAUUCAGUGUACUCUCUCUUUUUAGUGUCAAUUUAUAGUUGUUUGUUUCUAGAUUAAUUUGAGGCAAUUCAUUUCAAUGUAUAAUGUGAAUUCAAGGGACUUAUUAAAUAAAUAAAUAAAUAACAUCA
This is a messenger RNA of Myxocyprinus asiaticus (Chinese sucker), 2061 nucleotides long. RefSeq names its product transmembrane protein 263-like. The transcript has 3 exons. Bases 250 to 612 code for a protein of 120 amino acids. The record is from RefSeq and is a predicted model, not a curated record. Lineage: Eukaryota; Metazoa; Chordata; Actinopteri; Cypriniformes; Catostomidae.